AUGGAAAUCGCAGGACUCACUGUUGGCGUUGCGGGACUAGCCGGCCUCCUAAGUGCCUGCAUAGAUGCAGUUGAUCGAGUCGAUACCUAUAGGAAAUUCGAAUUCGAAUCCCGAUACAUCACCACUCGGUUCGCUGAUGACAAACUUCUAUUACAUAAGUGGGUAGAAGCCGUUGGAAUUACCAACGGAAGGUUGCAAGACGUGCAUCACCGUGACCUCGACCGUGACGAGGUAGUCACUGCAAUUGCGAGAACACUUUCUAGCAUCCAUGAAAUAUUUUCUGCGACAAGUAGCUUUUCUUCAAACCUGCAAGGCCUGUCGCUUGAUAGCAAAUCUACUUUUCUAGCUAAUCUAGAUAAUUAUACGAAUGACCAUUCCAUAGAAGAGAAGAAAUCCCGGUUUUUGGUAUCAAAAACGAGCAAGCUCAAAUGGAGUCUUGGUGGCAAGGCUAGAUUCACAACACAAAUCGAGGUAUUUGGGGUCUUGGUUGGAAAGUUGUACGAUAUCAUUCCGCUGGAAGAAAAUAGCACUAAUUCGAGACAGGUUUUUCGAAAGAGAAAUCGACCUGGUUCAGCGAAAGUCAACGCGGCGUCCAAGAGUUGCUUGAUCGGCUUAAAGACGAAGAAGGAACUCUAUCUUUGGCUUGAUGCUGUCAAUACCACAGACACGUAUGAAAAACAUCUCUCUGCACGUUUGGAAAGCACCUGCGAAUGGAUCUUCUCUAAGCCUGAAUAUGUGAGCUGGGCAUCGUCCGACUUCCCAUUGGAUGCGGCGAAGGUCUUGUGGGUGCAUGGGCCCGCAGGGUAUGGAAAAUCCGUACUCUGUGCGAGGGUCGUUCAACAACUUCAAAGCACAUAUGGGUACCCACUGGCGUACUUCUUCUGCUCGCGUGAUGCCGAACUCCAUCAAAAUCCGCUCUCAAUGAUCCGAUCCUGGGUUUCACAACUGGUGUCCAGUAGCCAGGAUGCAUUUGAAAUGGCUCAACAGCAAAUGCGCGCUAAAGGAGGAUCCUUAGCUUCUACGAAUAAUAUCUGGGACUUGUUCAAUUCUAUUGUCCACUGCGGUCGUGGUUUUACCUACAUUGUAGAUGGUCUUGAUGAAUGCCUACGAUCAGACAACAAUCAGAAUAGUGGUGAUGAUUGCAGUCGCAGAGCAUUUCUCGUAAAACUCAAAAGAUCGAUUUCCCCAACUACGAGCCGCCUUCUUAUCGUGAGUCGGGAUGAAGGGGACAUACGCUCUGGGAUAUGUCUCGAUGCUAUGUCUUUGAAGCUGACCACUUACGAGUGCGGAAUAUCAAAGACGGAUGUGCAGUCCGAUGUCACGUUGUUUUCUAAGCGUGUUGCCGAUGAGAAAUUGUGGAAGAAGCCAGAGGUCCUGCGACAAGACCUUGCAACACAAAUGGCGCAGAAAUCCGAAGGAAUGUUUCUGUGGGUCAAGUUGCAAGAGAGAUCUCUACGUAAUAGCAAAAACGGAGUGCAGUUGCAGAAAAUUGUCAACGAUAUGCCUAUAGGACUGACGGACGCUUACAAACGGGACUGGGAAAGGAUAUCGAAGCUACCAGACCGUGACAUGUAUCGUGCGCUGGCUAUACUUCGGUGGACAGUAUUUGCAGCGAGGCCUCUGACGGUCCUGGAGAUGACGGAAGCUCUUGCCGUAAGGGACGAAGAUGAUUGCGACAGCUUGCAGAUCGACGAAAUACCAGACGUUAUCGACGAUGAGUAUAUCAAUGACGAGAUUCUGGAUCUUUGUGGAUCACUUGUGGAGAUUCGAGAUGCAGGCCCUGAAAAACACCUCAAAGACAAAACUGUUGGACUAGUCCACCCCUCGGUCAGAGAAUUUAUCCUUUCCAGGACAUCUAUGAAGAUCUCACUAUCUAGCCAGAAUUGCGAAAAUAAUAUUCUUGCGAAGGUCUGUCUUCGCUAUCUUGAUUACGGUUCAUCAUGGACUCCUUUGGAAAUUUCUCGUGAAUAUCCGAAUCAACAUCCAUUUCUGGAUUAUGCAGUUAGAUCUUGGGCCCUACACAUUAACUCAUCAGGUUCAGACUACAAAGACUUAAUUUGCCUUGUCAAUAAGCUCUUCACUCCGCAUGGCUCUCAUUGGGUCAACUGGCGAAAUCGCUAUGAGACACUCCUAAAUAAGGUAUCUCAACGACCUGAAUCGUCACAGGACAAUCAUGGGGGCUUAAUAUACUAUGCCGCUCUAUUUGGUCUUGUUGAUACCCUGAAAUUCCUACAAGACCAAAAGGUAGAGGAUUGGAAUUCGGUUGGUGGCCAACAUGGGACUGCUUUACAGGCAGCAAGUGCCGCGGGACACUUGUCAGCUAUCAGCUUUCUGAUUGAUCACAGCGCUGAUAUUGAUUCUCACUGUGGUCUUCACGGCUGCGCAGUCAAUGCUGCAGCCGAUUCGGGAAAUAGGCAAGUAAUACUGGUUCUUGUAAAUGCAGGAGCAAGUUUGUCAAUCGGUGACGAGGCCGGACGUAUGCCUCUAUACCUGGCUGCUAUGAAGGGUCAUAUUGAAGUGGCAAAGCUGUUGCUGGACAAAGGGGCAGACAUCUCCGUGGCCAACGCUGGUGGAUGGACGCCGUUAGAAUCGGCAGCUGUGCUGAAUCUAGUCUCAACGCACCUACGGAGGUUGUGA
Messenger RNA from Letharia lupina, 2637 nucleotides. RefSeq lists its product as uncharacterized. The coding region runs from base 1 to 2637 and encodes 878 amino acids. Gene Ontology annotation, molecular function: protein binding. The transcript is spliced from 2 exons. Lineage: Eukaryota; Fungi; Ascomycota; Lecanoromycetes; Lecanorales; Parmeliaceae. The record is from RefSeq and is a predicted model, not a curated record.